Messenger RNA from Zophobas morio, 690 nucleotides. RefSeq lists its product as uncharacterized. Gene Ontology annotation, biological process: sensory perception of smell; detection of chemical stimulus involved in sensory perception of smell. The transcript is spliced from 6 exons. Bases 1 to 690 code for a protein of 229 amino acids. Gene Ontology annotation, molecular function: odorant binding; olfactory receptor activity. The record is from RefSeq and is a predicted model, not a curated record. Gene Ontology annotation, cellular component: plasma membrane. Lineage: Eukaryota; Metazoa; Arthropoda; Insecta; Coleoptera; Tenebrionidae.
AUGACAGUAACUACUCUAGGAGCUGUAACUGUAGCUCUGCCAUGGCACGGAGAUAAGUAUGACCUGUAUUUUCCCGUCAAAGUAGCCAUCGACUAUUUCAAUAUAUAUGCACGAAAUUUUCUAACGUACAUUAUACUACAUUUAUACAAUCAGUUUUGCAUGCUCAUUGAAAAACUUAAAACACUGUCUGACAACAAACAUCAAGGUCUGGUGACACAAGAACUGAUCUACUGCAUCAAACUUCACCAAACACUUCUCGAGUACAAAGGUGAAUUAUACAUAAAACUGAUCAACGAUUUACUAUAUUACCCGAUAUACUUUUAUUCAGCUGGUGAAGUCACAAUAGGAUUAACUAUAAUUCUGUGCCCUAAAAACACAUUGAUCGAUUUACUGAGAGCUAUACUAGCCGCACUAAUUACCGGCUCUGCGGUAGCAGGUUGUUGCUUCCUUGGACAAAUAUUAGAAAACGCGUCUGAAGAAACUUUUAACGCCGCUUAUAGUGCACCAUGGUAUACAUGGAAUACCAAAAAUAGAAAAUUGUUUCUGCUCUUUCUUCAACUAACCGAAAAGAAAGCAAUUUUGUCGAGUUCUGGGAUUAUCACUGUAAACUAUCAACUGCUGAUAAGACUUUUUCGAGCUGUUUACUCCACUGUGAUGUGUAUUAUCCAACUACGGAGUAACAACGAUUGA